UCGAAGAAUAAGUAGGCUACGCUGGCACAUAAACAGAACAGACAAAUUAAAACAAUGAAACUUGUUUGACAAGUAUGAAUGACGAUGUGAAACUUUUAAAGGCAGGGCUAAGAUCAGAUGUCUUUUAUUGAUGAUACGAGACGCGCGGAAGAGGGCUGGGAUUUAACUUUUGGAGUGUCCAUUUUUUUUAUUUGGACCGACGUCAACACCAGUAACGAAUGGACCUCCAUCAAUUUAAACAAAGUAUCGAUCAGAAGUCGGUAGGAUUUGGUCAUAUCAGUUAGAUAUAAUGCGCUUUUUAAUAGUCACGUUUUGAUUGUUUUGACGAUGAAGAGCUCACGGAACGCCAACAAUGUGACAGUUUAAUAUCUACUGUGAACUUUAUUUAACUACAUCAAGUUACUUAACUACAGCAAUAUGACGAUAUCUGUUUUGUUUUUGUGCUUGUUUGUGGACGGUGUGUUUGGUGUUGAAACAGUUUCAGGGAUGGAAGGACAAAAUGUCACUCUAUACACUCAUGGGUCGGACAUACAGACAGCUGAUCUGAUUUUGUGGGUGUUUGUAUCUAAAAGCACGCGUAUAGCUCAAAACAACAUAGCAGCUCGUAAGAUCUCAAUAUAUGAUGACGUUCUUGACGGAAGAUUCAGACACAGACUGAUGCUGGACCGUCACACUGGAUCUCUCACCAUCACAAACAUCAGAACCACAGACUCUGGACUUUAUGCACUACAAAUCGUCAGAGGAACGGACGUCAAUUCAAGGAGCUUCAGUAUUAUUGUUUCUGCUCAUCUGCCUUUUCCUCACAUCACCAGCGACUGUCCACAAAACUCUUCAUCGAUCUCAAAAUGUGUGUUGUUGUGUUCAGUGAUGAAUGUGACACGUGUGAGUCUCUCCUGGUACAAAGGAAAGAGUUUAUUGUCCAGCAUCAGUGUGUCUGAUCUCAACAUCAGACUCUCUCUACCUCUGGAGGUGGAAUAUCAGGACACAAACACAUACAGAUGUGUCGUCAACAAUCCCAUCUCAAACCACACACAACAUCUCAACAUCACUCAACUCUGUCACAAGUGUUCAGAGUUCUCAGGUGUGGGUGAAGAACAGGUCCUACUUUCACAGCUUACAGUCCUGAUGGGUUCUCUUGUUGUUGCUGCUCUUGUGGUCGGUGCUGCAGGGAUGAUCUUCUGCAUCUACAAGAGAUUGAAAAAAACAGAUCAACAUGGCCUGGCUUCUGGAGAAGAAAAUAUAAAGCUAAAUGGUAAAAGGAAGACAGAAACAGAUGGAGUAAAGUACAUCAAAGUGAAAGCAGGAGAACCUGUCCAACUGGACACUGGCGUUACAGACAUACAAAGAUUUGAUCUGAUACAGUGGAAGUUUGGGAAAUUAGGUGACGCCACUAGCCCAUUCAUUCCCAUAAGUCGAAUAAAUAAAAACAAUGAAGAAUUACAAAAAAAUGAUGUCAUUGAGAAAUUGGGAGACAGACUGAAUGUUAUUGGAGAGACUAGAUCUAUAACCAUUGAGAACAGCAAAACCACAGACACUGGACUUUAUAAACUCGAAAUCGACAGCACCACAGAUCAGAUCUGCAAGUCUUUCUUUGUUACUGUCAGCGAGUAGUUUAAGUCUUUGUUAAUGUAAUAGUCAAUCAUGUUUGUUAUUAUAUCACUGCGGUGUACACAGCUUGCUGUGAUAUUAACAUGAGAUUUGCCAAAACUUGCACAUAAUUGUCGAAAUCAAAUUGGUAAACUGACCGAUUGUGAAUGUCUGAUCAUUGCAGCUGAUCACAAGUCCAAUGGUGUGGUUUGAUGUAACACAAAAACACAUAAAAUGUCAUCCCACAAUGCAUCAGCAAUGACAUUAAUGGUUAAAAUAAUACUGCGCAGGACACUACAGUGCAAUGGAUUAACAUUUAUGCAUUUGUCUUUUAUCAGUAUGUGUGUUCCCUCAAACCCACAACCUUUGCAUUUGUGCACCUAUUGAUGUCGAGGUUUUAAGUGAAGUAUUUCGUAGUUUGGCUUUAACUAAUGUAGAUAUACAUUUUAAUGUACUCCAAAUAUGAUAUACUUGUGCUAUUCUUUUCAUUAUAUAACUAUAUAAUUGUAAAAGUUAACUGUUAAAUUGUUAACUAUAUAAUUGUAAUAUGGCAGGUUCUGUCAUUCAUAUCAACACUUGUUAUUUAUAAUAACAAAUGUUUGGGCUUUGGAAGCAAUGUGCGUGCUAUACAGAUGUCAUUUUGUAAUUGUUUUAACUUGUUACAUUUUUAAAACAAAUUUCUAAUCUGAUUGUAAUGUACAGACUGAUCUGUUUUUAUAAACAAACUUAAGCUUACCACCUUGUUUCUCUGUCUGACAUGUGUGUCACUGUACAUUUAAAGACAUAAAACAACAGUAAAGCAGGCAAAUGUUAUGACAAGUAACACCGAAUUCAGAGAAACUGAGGACUCGACUCAACAAGCAUCCUCUCACUGUCUAAUCUCUACUGCCCC
Messenger RNA from Triplophysa rosa, 2479 nucleotides. RefSeq lists its product as uncharacterized. Bases 418 to 1611 code for a protein of 397 amino acids. NCBI's taxonomy places the organism in Eukaryota, Metazoa, Chordata, Actinopteri, Cypriniformes, Nemacheilidae. The transcript has 6 exons. The record is from RefSeq and is a predicted model, not a curated record.